AUUUGGUCUGGAAUGACAUUCACAUAGUCGGUCGAAGGGGAGACGCUGACAGCAAAACAGACAGAGUUAUAAUUACUGGUCUAUCACAACUGUCUUUAAUAUUUUAUUGUACAGUAUAUUCAUCCUUAGACAUGGAGCUGUCUGAAAUACUGUACAACAAAGCAGAGUACAUCGAAACGGCUUCUGGCAAUAAAGUGAGCCGACAGUCAGUGCUGUGUGGGAGUCAAAACAUCGUACUGAAUGGCAAAACUAUUGUCAUGAAUGACUGCAUCAUCAGAGGAGACCUGGCUAACGUCAGGGUGGGCAGACACUGCGUGGUGAAGAGCCGCAGCGUCAUUCGACCGCCUUUCAAAAAGUUCAGCAAAGGGGUGGCAUUCUUCCCGCUGCACAUCGGAGACCACGUCUUCAUCGAGGAGGACUGUGUGGUCAACGCAGCGCAGAUCGGUUCCUACGUCCACAUUGGAAAGAACUGCGUCAUAGGUCGUCGCUGUGUGCUGAAGGACUGCUGCAAGAUUUUAGACAACACCGUCCUCCCUCCUGAGACCGUGGUGCCGCCUUUUACCGUCUUCUCCGGAUGCCCAGGUCUUUUUUCAGGAGAGCUGCCGGAGUGCACGCAGGACCUCAUGAUUGAUGUGACCAAGAGUUAUUACCAGAAGUUCCUGCCUCUCAGCCAGAUCUGAGUCCCGCCUCAAAGCCGCCAGCAGGAUCCUCACCUUCUCCGGCCAAGUCGCGGGUCGGAGUCUCUUACCAGAAAUGGACUUCUGGGGCUCACCUGCUAUCCUUCACCUCACAACAGCCCCGACGCUGUCUGACCCGAGGACAAACAUGUUGUCCUUCUAAGAACAUGGAUAUGAUUUCACAGUUGUUUAUAGCUGCAGGAGGCAAUUGUGCAUAUUUACAGCUCCGAAUGGCAAUGAGAGUCUUGAAGAGUCUUUACUGAGCUGCAUGCAGCACCUUCAUGUUCCAGAAGCUCCAGGACCUCAGCGCGGCUGCCGAUAAUCACAAUCUACGCUCUCUCACAGCGGCUGUGGGCGAAGUCGGGAAGGAACACGGCUUGUAGUAUAAAGUGUAACACUCAAGGACCAAAACAACAGAUGUUGGCUGUACAUCAUUGAUGUCCACAUUUCAUUUGAAAAAACAGAUCAGUAGACGUAAAGGUUUGUGAAAUAUAUUCUGUGAUUGUCAUUUUAUUUCUAAUGUUGCAGAACUUUUUGCUUUCUCCCUCAAUUUGUCAUAAAACGUAUUUAAUAAGUAAUUUAAUUGUUCAUCAUCCGCUGCCUCCUGUGUUUUUCAUCUUUUCUGGGCAUAAAAUAGCGAAAGCCAACAUCUAAAACAGUGCAGCAAUUGAAUAAACAUAAAUGCCUGAAAAACAA
Molecule: messenger RNA, 1373 nt
Organism: Gasterosteus aculeatus aculeatus (three-spined stickleback)
Lineage: Eukaryota; Metazoa; Chordata; Actinopteri; Perciformes; Gasterosteidae
Gene: dctn5
Product: dynactin 5
Cellular component (GO): dynactin complex
Source: RefSeq, a predicted model, not a curated record